GGGUUCGAGACCGUCCAACGCGCCAGUACUAUUUUAGGAAAGCCAUGCCAUCCAUGCCAUGUAUGUGCAUGGACGAUGCUAUGGCCAUCCACAUUCUUGGAAUUCUUUCUUCUUCAAGAGCCAAAAGCCUAGCGAGCGAUUUUCUCUGGAGCGAUUCAAAGCGAGAGAGAGAGACACAAAGAAUUUUUGGGCGUCAAUCCUUCCUCCACGGAUUUCCUGAAUGAAGACGAGCAAGAGCAGCGACGAUGACGAUGCCGCCGGGUAGCUAACUUAAAAGCUCGCCCUUGAAUUGCCCUUCUUCCCACGUCUUUGAUUCUCUCGAGUCCGAUGAAGUAGCCAUCGAUUUCUUGUGCGCUCUCUCGUUGUCUCCUCCUCUGCCAAAAAUCCUCCUUUUUCGUAUAUGAUGCUGCUGCCCCGACACGAUGACUUUGGCCGCUCACUGCUGCUAGAUUCGUCAGUCUAUGGCUGCUCGCUCGUCCAAGACAUUGGUCGAUUGCUCUGCUGGUUCGCCCGCUACUUCCCUCCCAGCUAACACCCGCCAUCUGAAAAUCUCCUCUUUGUUCUUCCUCUCCUUGUUCUUCGUCUUCUCUCUUCACUGUUCUUCCACUUCUGGUCGCUAGUUGGGAGGGAAUGAGAAACUCUGGCCUUUGAUCCCCGAUCGUUUCGUUCCAAAAAUCUCUCUUUUUUUUUCUUCGCUGUCCUUCGAUCGUUCCCUCGGUUGACAAUUUGCUCUUGUUGUUGGUGGUGAUUCUAGCUUCUGGCUCCACAGAUCGUCGUCGCCCUCGUGUCGGUCUCCCUGAAAAUCUCGCGUCCCCGUCUCCUCUCAGAAAGCUAAACUCCCGCUCCCCCAUCACCGGAUCAAAAUGGCAGCUUGGAGCGAUCACUCCUCCACCGCCGCAGCGGCGAUGCUGAGAAGCGGAGCAAUUGAGCAGCAGCAUGGCGAAAGCUCCAGCUUGGUGGCGAUGCUCGGGCUUCGAGGAGCAGUGGCAGGCCUGCAACACCACCACCACCAUAGCUCGGCCUCGCCACCACCGCCACCGCCUCCACCAGCACCGCCACUGACUUCCAAGCGGCCCCUCUACCCUACAAUGUUGGAUUCGCUGGAUGAGACCGGCGACGGGGAGGUCGCGGACGAUGGCAGCACCGGCGGCGGGGGGUCGAGCGGUGGCGGAGGAUUCCCGGAGAAGAAGCGGCGGCUGAGCGUGGAGCAAGUCCGGUCCCUGGAGCUGAGCUUUGAGACCGAGAACCGGCUGGAGCCCGUGCGGAAGAUGCAGCUGGCGCAGGAGCUCGGGCUGCAGCCCCGGCAAGUCGCGGUGUGGUUCCAGAACCGGCGAGCCCGCUGGAAGACGAAGCAACUGGAGAAGGACUACGACGUUCUCAAGGCGGCGUACGAGUCCCUGGCGGAGGAGAACAAGCGGCUCAAAGCUCAACUGAGCGACAAGAAGCUCGUGGAUGGCGAUCACGAGAAGAAGCCGGAUGAAGAUGAUGACGACAAUGAUGAAGAUCGCAACGAGGAAGAUAUGGACGAGGACUCGGGAUCGGCGGCGGCGGCUGCUACUACUACCACGGACAAGCCACCCAAGCCGCUGCUGCUCGUCGCCACCAUGGCCAAGAAUAACAAGAGCAGCGGAGUAGUGGAGGAUGUCGACGAUCAGGUGUGUACCACUCCAGACUCUCCCACGGUUGUCUCCUCCAAAUUCAAGGAGUCGCCGCUAUCAUCCUCCGACGGCUAUAACUCUGAUGUCUUGGACGCGUUUAGUCCGCAUCCAGUACCGCCAGCGCCGCCGCCACCACCGGCCAGAGCUCACAAAUUAUCACCGCUAGCUCCGCAGCAUCCAGCGGAGGACGAAGAACAAGCUCCUCCGGUAAAGGAGGAACCGGUGGCUUUCCCGUACAAGCUCGACGACGACGAUGCUCUCCGGGGCCUCGAGGAUGACGCUUCGUACAACUGCUUGUUUGGAACGGCUGCCGAGGAGGAGCAAGGCAACUGGGCUUCCUGGUGGGAUUGGGCUUAGUAGCAGCAGCAGCUCUCUCCAAUCCAAAAAUACCAAGUACCUCUCUCCCAGUUGUCGAGUACUAGUAGAAGAAAAAGUAUCGAGCCUCCCGGUGUUGAUGGAUCAAAGAUCUUCCAGCACUGUGUUCCUUCGUCCCAAGUCUUAGUCCCCCUCUUUUUUUGUUGUUGUAAUUUCGGAGCCUCUGCUCAACUGUGUAUACUGGUUGGCUCUUGGUAAUAAACAGAACGACGUUGUC
This is a messenger RNA of Selaginella moellendorffii, 2250 nucleotides long. Its product is annotated as homeobox-leucine zipper protein HOX20. Gene Ontology annotation, molecular function: sequence-specific DNA binding; DNA-binding transcription factor activity, RNA polymerase II-specific. Gene Ontology annotation, cellular component: nucleus. The transcript has 3 exons. Gene Ontology annotation, biological process: positive regulation of DNA-templated transcription. The coding region runs from base 864 to 2015 and encodes 383 amino acids. NCBI's taxonomy places the organism in Eukaryota, Viridiplantae, Streptophyta, Lycopodiopsida, Selaginellales, Selaginellaceae. The record is from RefSeq and is a predicted model, not a curated record.